GAUAGAGAUAUUUUGUUCCUGUGGUGUUCCGUAUCCCCCUUUCUUCAGGCAGACGGCAGAGUGCUGCUGAGCAAAGCAGUGAGGCAGGAGCGCCUUACACACACAAGAGGCAAAGCAACUCCUCCAAGAAGAGGAAAAGGAGAGUUUGUGCACAAAGUGAAUCGUGAGAGCGCAGGAGCCGCUUUUUUUUCUUCUCACGUUCUGGAAACGGGAGAGCACUAGCCUGAGCGCUCGCGUCUCAAAGCGUGCGAGAUCAUGCCUGCGAGAGGAGGACACUCUGUAGGCAGACUGGUGGAGGUGUGUAUCCGGAUACUGCUGCUGUGCAAGGCUGCCACAGCGUGCCCUGCGCUCUGCACUUGCAGCGGCACCACAGUGGACUGCCACGGGCUGGGGCUCAAAACCAUGCCCAGGAACAUACCCCGAAACACAGAAAGGCUGGAAUUGAAUGGAAACAACCUCACACGCAUCAACAGAAAUGACUUUUCUGGACUCAAGUAUCUUCGAGUUUUGCAGCUGAUGGAGAACCAGAUUGGGACAGUGGAGCGCGGCGCGUUUGAUGACAUGAGAGAGCUGGAGAGACUACGUCUGAACAGAAACCAGCUUCACCAGCUUCCAGAGCUUCUGUUCCAGAAGAACGCGGCUCUGUCCAGACUAGACUUGAGUGAGAACUUCAUCCAGGCGAUUCCCCGAAAGGCCUUCAGAGGAGCUACGGACAUCAAGAACCUGCAGUUAGACAAGAAUCACAUCAGCUGCAUCGAGGACGGAGCUUUCCGUGCGUUACGUGGACUUGAAGUUUUAACCCUGAACAGCAACAACAUCAGCAGCAUCCCAGUGUCCAGCUUCAACCACAUGCCCAAGCUCAGGACCUUCCGUUUACAUUCCAACAACCUGAACUGCGACUGCAAUCUGGCCUGGUUGUCCCAGUGGUUGCGCGAGCGGCCGACCAUCGGUCUGUUCACCCAGUGCAGCGCUCCGGCUCCGAUACGAGGACUUAAUGUAGCCGAGGUCCAGAAACAUGAAUUCAGCUGUUCAGGUCAGUCUGAAGACGCUGCUGUUCAGUCGUGUAGUUUCACCGCCGGCUCGUGUCCGGCCGUCUGCACCUGCAAUAAUAAUAUUGUGGACUGCAGAGGGAAAGGACUGACGGCGAUACCGGCAAACCUGCCCGACAGCAUGGCAGAGAUACGACUGGAACAGAACAGCAUCAAAUCCAUCCCUCCUGGAGCGUUUUCUCCUUAUAAGAAACUGCGCAGAAUAGAUCUCAGCAACAACCAGAUUUCUGAGAUCGCUCCUGAUGCCUUCCAGGGCCUGCGCUCCCUAAACUCACUGGUUCUGUACGGCAACAAGAUCACUGAUCUGCCCACAGGAGUGUUCGAUGGACUCUACACCCUCCAGCUGCUCCUUUUGAAUGCAAACAAGAUCCACUGUCUUCGCGCCAACACCUUUCAGGACCUGCAGAAUCUCUCGCUGCUUUCUUUAUAUGACAAUAAAAUCCAAACGCUGGCCAAGGGCACCUUCACCUCGCUGCGCACCAUCCAGACCCUUCAUUUGGCUCAGAAUCCCUUCAUCUGUGACUGUAAUCUGAAGUGGCUGGCUGAUUACCUGCGCUCCAACCCCAUCGAGACCAGCGGCGCCCGCUGCACCAGCCCUCGCCGGCUCGCCAACAAACGCAUCGGCCAGAUCAAGAGCAAGAAGUUCCGCUGCUCCGCCAAAGAGCAGUAUGUCAUCCCAGGGACGGAGGACGCCAGGCUGAGCUAUGACUGUAAUAAUGACCCAGUCUGUCCAGCCAAAUGCCGCUGCGAGUCGAAUGUAGUGGACUGCUCCAAUCUACGGCUGAACCGCAUCCCUGAACACAUCCCAGCAUCCACCACUGAACUGCGUCUCAACAAUAACGAGAUCACGAUGAUAGAGGCCACAGGGGUUUUCAAGACGCUUUCUCACCUGAAGAAAAUAAACCUGAGCAACAAUAAGAUCUCAGAGAUCGAGGACGGGGCAUUUGAGGGGGCGACUUCGGUCAAUGAGCUGCACCUGACGGCAAACCAGCUGGAUUCAGCGCACAGCGGGAUGUUCAGAGGGCUGGAUGGCCUGCGCAUGCUAAUGCUGCGCAACAAUCGCAUCAGCUGCAUUCACAACAACAGUUUCACAGGAUUGCACAACGUCCGUCUGCUGUCGCUCUACGACAACACGCUGACCACCAUCACACCCGGAGCCUUCGACACGCUGCAAAGCCUCUCAACCCUAAACCUGCUGGCCAACCCAUUCAACUGUAACUGCCAUCUGGCAUGGCUGAGCAGCUGGCUGAGGAACCGUAAGAUAGUCACGGGAAACCCGCGCUGUCAGCGGCCGGCGUUCCUCAAAGAGAUUCCCCUGCAGGAUGUAGCAUUACCAGACUUCCGCUGCCAAGAGGAUCAAGAAGAAGCGAGCUGCACGCCGCCCGUCCAGUGUCCCACCGAGUGCACUUGUCUGGAGACCAUGGUCCGCUGUAGCAACAAACACCUGCACGUCUUACCCAAAGGAAUCCCGCGCAACGUCACUGAGCUGUACCUGGAUGGAAACCAGUUCAGUGUGGUGCCGAAGGAGCUGUCCAACUUCAAAAGCCUGCAGCUAGUAGACCUGAGUAACAACAAAAUCAGCUCGUUGACCAACUCUUCGUUUGCCAACAUGAGUCAGCUGACGACCCUGAUCCUGAGCUAUAACGCUCUUCGCUGUAUCCCGACUCUGGCCUUUGGAGGUCUUCGGUCUCUCCGCUUGCUGUCUCUGCAUGGUAAUGAUAUCUCAGAGCUGCCUGACGGGAUCUUCAACGACGCUGCAUCGCUGUCACAUCUAGCGAUUGGUGCAAACCCUUUGCACUGUGACUGCCGCCUGCGCUGGCUCUCUGACUGGGUGAAAACUGGCUACAAGGAGCCUGGCAUCGCACGCUGUGUUGGACCGCACGGCAUGGAGGGGAAAUUACUGCUCACCACCCCUGCCAAGAGGUUCGAAUGUCAAGGUGAAGUGGACACUGCUAUACUAGCGAAGUGUAACCCGUGCAUGUCUAAGCCCUGUCUGAACCACGGCAGCUGCGAGGCCGAUCAGACGGACGGCUACAGGUGUCGCUGUUCAGAGGGUUUUAAGGGCAAGAACUGUGAGACAGCGCUCAACGCUUGUGUCAGUGAGCCCUGUAAGAACGGAGGAGCAUGCCACAUGUCCGGAGAAGAGGAUGAAGACUUUAGCUGUUCAUGUGCUGCAGGCUUUGAAGGUCCCACAUGUGACACUGACAUAGACGAGUGUAAAGACAACGACUGUCAGAACGGAGCAACCUGCAUAGAUGGGAUCAACAAUUACACGUGUUUAUGUGCCCCUUUUUACACAGGGGAGAUGUGUGAGGAUAUGGAGGACAUGUGUGCUUCUACUCGCAGUCCCUGCAAGCACCAGUCCACCUGCUUCAUCACAGUCACUGGCCCAAAGUGUAUAUGCGCACCUGGUUAUGUGGGUGACGACUGCAGUGUGAACUAUGACGACUGUAAGGAGCACAGGUGUCAGAAUGGGGCACAGUGUGUGGACGAGGUUAAUAGAUACUCCUGCGUUUGCCCCAAGGGCUACAGUGGACAGCUUUGUGAAGUCCUAUCUACUCCGCGCUCCCUCUGCGACCUGGCUGACUGUCAAAACAAUGCCCCCUGUGUGGAGCGGGGGGGCCAUGCACUGUGUCAGUGCCUGGAAGGGUUCGGUGGACCACGCUGUGAAAAGUUGGUCAGCGUCAACUUUGUGGACCGAGACUCCUACCUGCUACUGAGUGACCUGCAGAACUGGCCUCAGGCUAACAUCACGCUACAGGUGUCCACAGCAGAAGACAAUGGCAUUCUUCUGUACAAUGGGGACAACGACCACAUUGCUGUGGAGCUUCAUGAAGGUCAUGUUAAAUUCAGCUAUGACCCUGGCAGCCAACCAAGUCAUGCAAUCUACAGUACUGAGACCAUCAAUGAUGGUCAGUUCCACACUGUAGAACUGGUGACCUUUGACCAGAUGGUGAACCUUUCAAUAGAUGGUGGUAUCCCAACAACCAUGGACAACUUUGGUAAAGUGCAGCCCUUGAGAGGAGAAGCUCCACUAUAUGUGGGAGGCAUGCCGGUCAGUGUCCACCCCACAGCUCCCCGCGUCUGGCAGAUCCAAAACAGCUCCAGUUUUCAUGGCUGUAUUCAGAACCUUUACAUCAAUAAUGAGCUGCAAGACUUUACCAAAACCCAGAUGAAACCUGGUGUGGUGCCCGGAUGUGAGCCCUGCCGAAAGAUAUACUGCCUCCAUGGCAUUUGCCAGCCCAACACCGCCACGGGCCCUGUAUGCCACUGCCAGCCCGGAUGGAGUGGGCAACACUGUGACCAGCCUUCGGCGAACCCCUGCCUGGGCAGCAAGUGUGUCCACGGGAGAUGUAUUCCAAUGGACACGCAGUCGUACCGCUGUGAGUGCCAGGAGGGUUUUCAUGGAGCCCUGUGCAACCAGCAGGAAGAGCUCUUCAAUCCAUGCAGAAAGCUUCAAUGCAAACAUGGCCACUGUCAGUUAUCUGACACAGGAGAUGCCUACUGUCAUUGCGAGAUGGGCUACAGUGGAGAGUUAUGUGACAAGGAGUCUGAGUGCCACGGGGAGCCAGUGCGGGACUUCUAUCAGGUCCAGCGCGGUUACGCCAUCUGUCAGACCACACGCAUGGUGUCUUGGGUGGAGUGCAGCGGUUCCUGCGACACCGGCUCCUGCUGCGCCAGUCAAAGGAUGAAGCGCAGGAAAUACACUUUCGAGUGCAGCGAUGGCGCAUCCUUCAGCGAGGAGGUUGAAAAGACCAUCAAGUGUGGCUGUGUGGGGUGCAUGUAGAACACAACCACUAGCAUCACCGCCUCAUCACAGUCUGACAGAUCCGCAGAAAGAGCCAUCACAAAAAGUCAACAGAAAUAGAUAUCUUUCAUUGGGUAUACAGAGACAUACCACCACUCUAACCCCCCACCCUUUUAUAUUUCCACCACAGCCUGAAAUUUCAACCCCAUUUUGUCCUUUCGUGAGGUCUCAGAAUGGUAAAUUAACAGCAACUCUGCUGAGAGGAAAGGCGAGCGAGGUGGCCCCUAGCUUGUUUCAGCCCAAAAGCAGGACACCUAUUAGAAGAAAAUGAUGGUCUUUUUGACUCUCUCUGCAGUGCAGGACGUGUAUUUGAGCACAUAAGACUCUGUAAUGGUGAUGAAAGGAACAUUCACAUUUCCACCAUGCCUGAAAAAAAACUAUAUGUAUGAUAUAUCUGUGUGGAAGAAUACAUCCUCGGAGACAUGCUGGUAAAAUAGAACGUGUGAAACCAGAUAUGCACGGAACGACAUGCUGUCUUACCAGAUAUUUCCAAUCAUUUUGUGUUAUGGGUGGCACACGGGACUCUUCCAUGUGUCCCUGCCCCAAUUCCACUGCAAAUAUGGCAUCCUUAAUAAACUAGACGGGGGCCAAAAAUACCCAACAGCCUUCCAUGUGAACGUGUGAAGAGCACUGCGACGCUCCUGGUGCCAUAACAUAGUUACGUUGUUGGAGGGGAGCUUCUUUACAAUAUUUCCACUUUUGAUAGAUCGAGAAGAAAAGGAAAGUCAAG
This is a messenger RNA of Sinocyclocheilus rhinocerous, 5587 nucleotides long. It is a transcript of the gene slit1a, whose product is annotated as slit homolog 1a (Drosophila). The record is from RefSeq and is a predicted model, not a curated record. Gene Ontology annotation, biological process: axon guidance; negative chemotaxis. The coding region runs from base 256 to 4836 and encodes 1526 amino acids. The transcript has 37 exons. NCBI's taxonomy places the organism in Eukaryota, Metazoa, Chordata, Actinopteri, Cypriniformes, Cyprinidae. Gene Ontology annotation, molecular function: Roundabout binding; calcium ion binding; heparin binding.